Uranotaenia lowii is the source of this 1920-nucleotide messenger RNA. RefSeq names its product suppressor of fused homolog. The record is from RefSeq and is a predicted model, not a curated record. The transcript has 2 exons. Lineage: Eukaryota; Metazoa; Arthropoda; Insecta; Diptera; Culicidae. Gene Ontology annotation, cellular component: cytoplasm; nucleus. Bases 241 to 1596 code for a protein of 451 amino acids. Gene Ontology annotation, molecular function: transcription factor binding.
CCGAUGUUCCUAUUUCAGACGUUGCUAGCAAGAGGAACGCCACAAAGAAGAAAAUUUCUUUACUCUUUCCUUUUUUACUCUUCCUUCUUUGGUCUGCUCCAGCAGCCUUAACCCUGUUUACAUACCGAUACCCCGCGGAUACCUACUCCAUUUUUGUUUGGGUUGAAUUGUUUUGGUUUCCAUUUACCGCAUAUAUUGCGUUAAUUUUGGGUUCAGUUAAGUUUCUCAUAACAAUCAAGAAUGACCUCAAUGAAUAACGACAAAGACAGUCCGCUGAAACGACGGAUGGUUCCCAGAGGUUUGCAGAAGCUUAUCGAGCAAUGUUUGAAAAUAUACCCGGAUCAGACCAAUCCACUGCAAGUGACGACUGUACUCAAAUAUUGGCUUGGAGGACAGGACCCUUUAGACUACAUAAGCAUGUAUCACAAUCCUGGCAAUCCAGAGCAGAACGUUCCGCCUCAUUGGCAUUACAUCAGCUUCGGAUUGUCGGAUCUACACGGUGACGGAAGGGUACAUCUACCCGAUACGGUUGGUGGUCCUGAACCACGAUCGGGAAUGGGAUUCGAACUGACGUUUCGAUUGCUGAAAACAUCGGGCGAUGCCGACGAGCGACCACCAACAUGGCCCGCAAAUUUACUGCAAGCAUUGGCCAAAUAUGUGUUCCAGUCAGGAAACAGACUCUACACCGGAGACAACAUUCCAUGGCGUCGUUCUCUUGAUGGUAAGACAUCUUCUAUCCAGCACAUGCUUAUUGCCGAGGAUCCUCAAAUGUCUCGCACGGAGACUCCGUUCGGUUGGGUCGAUUUCUUGCAAAUUGUUGGGGUUAGCAAUGAAGAACUAGAACAGGCUUCUCGGUGGAAUGGUAAGGGUGUCCUUAACAUCCUCCAGAAAGAACCUUUAACAGGAGGUCAAUGGUUGAUAACAAACAUGGCCCGCGCAAAAAGUGUCUUCGAACUAUUUCCCGAAACGUUGAAGCAGUUGGAGCUUGAUUUAGAAAAGGAAGGGUCCGAUUUGGCAGGGGUCGGUGCAGACUUCACCUUUAAAGAACUUUCUAAAAAUGUGACUGUUAAAAAGGAAAUCGAUCCUGAAGAUGAAAUCACAAAAAGCAUUUCUUCUUGUAAUAUUGAAAUUAAGAAAGAAUUUAACGAGGGCCUGGAGCAUUCUAACUCUUCAGACAUGAUUAAUCCCUUCCACCAUUCGCAAGUUCCUUCAAGAGUGUUACCCUUGGAUGGAAUCGAACUAACGCUGGCGCCCUAUGCGGCCAAAUUCCUAGUGCUAGCAAUCAAAGAUCGCAUCCGUCAUGGGCGACAUUUUACGUUCAAGGCACAAAACAUGGCGGUCACAUUCGUGGCAGAAUCAGUAACCGGUACAAUUGUUAAUAAAGAAGCGCCAUACGGUGUGCUUGGCAACUGGGUGCAGAUUCUGAUUCCGAAUUCGCUGAUGCCGAAAAUGCUGGAUGCCUUUUCCGGACUCCACAAAAGUGCUGAUAAUCUUAAAAUUCCUCUAACUUACGAAUGGUCGGAGCAUAAUUUAAAAUUCAUCAUUGAUAAUCCUGCUCCAGAGUUGUUGAAUCAACAGGGUCCUAUUCUAGCAUGAGAAUGCUACCAAAGUAAGCAUUUUAAACAUUCAUUUACUUGGCUUCCAACGAAAGUAUUUUAGACAAAUAACUUUUAAUAAGUAAUCAAAAAUUUGAGUGCCUUUUUUAUAGUUAGAAAUUAAUAAAUUAGGUAUUAGGUAAAUAGAAUCUCAUUUUUCUAACAAAUGUAAUUUGAAGCAAACAAGACUAUUUUUUCAUGUAUUUACAUAUAUUCGACCUGAAAACAUCCAGCACCCAUUAACCUUUUCAAUUUUUUUUUAUUUUAAAAAAAUCCGUUUGUACGAAUGACAUUUUUUAUAAAAUAAUAUUAUAUUGUAUUUUAA